AUCGUAGAGCGCUAACGCAGCUGGGCAAAGCUUUGAUUGGAGUUGCAAGAUGUUUAGCUAGUCGUAGAGAUGGUCCUACCCGUAAGCUUCCGACUUUACCCAUUAAAGGCCCCAGAGAUUUUGACUAUUGGCGGCGACUAAAACACAGGGAUAAGAAAUCAGAUCGAGAAACACGACAAGGCAAUAAGAUCAAACAAGGACGCAGGUCAACUGAGUACAAGCCAAAGCGGAAGUCUGAAAAACCAACAAUACGCACAAAACGUUAACUGUCAAAAAAUUCAACAUAGCUCAAAAUUAAUAAAAGUAAAUGAAAUUCAAAUUCAAAUGUCUUGUUGGCAACUCCAUAAACAGCUGGCGCCAAAUGGCCAUAAGUAUUGUUAUCGAAUUUGCAAAAAAUCAGCUGUUUUCCGCAAACGGUCACACUGAUUACAAUUGUCUUUGUUAUUGUUGCGGCUUGGCAUUAUAGUUUUAAUGUUUUGAUAAUGUCGCUACUGAGAAGUGUUUCAAACGGUUUUACCAAUGUUUGGCGACGCUAUGCCAGCAACAGUGGCUGCACUAUAUAUAGUCUUAGUUCCGGACAUGUGAAAUGUGGGGUUUCGGUCAUCAGAGUCUCUGGACCACAAACAAAGCAAGCUCUACGUGCCAUUGUCAACAACAUGGAGUACGAGCCCAAGCAAAGACAGGCGUACCUGAAGUCAUUUUAUCAUCCUGCGAACAAAGAUAUGAUUGACAAAGGACUGCUGCUAUGGUUUCCAGGUCCGGCUUCAUUUACCGGAGAGGAUGCUUGCGAAUUCCAAGUGCACGGCUCCUUGGCUGUUAUAGCUGCUAUGCUAGAUGCCCUUGGUCAGCUACCUGGUCUCAGACCUGCUCAGCCGGGUGAGUUUACCAAGCGCGCUUUUUUCGGUGGCAAACUUGAUUUAACAGAGGUGGAGGGACUGGCUGACUUGAUACAUGCCGAGACAGAGGCGCAACGCAAGCAGGCUUUGCUGCAAAGCACUGGCGCAUUAGCGCGUCUCUACGACAGCUGGCGUAAGCGUCUUAUACGCUGUGCCGCUCAUCUGGAGGCCUACAUUGACUUUGCUGAGGAGGAGCAAAUCGAGACGGGCGUCAUCCUGCAGCUAACUAGAGAAUUGGAAGCAGUAAAACGUGAAAUACGCGUUCAUCUAAACGAUCAGCGUCAGGGUGAACUGCUACGCGAUGGCGUGCGUACUGUCAUCAUUGGUGCACCCAAUGUGGGCAAGAGUAGUCUCUUAAACUUGCUUUGUCAGCGCUCCGUGUCCAUUGUUACCGAGAAAGCGGGCACUACGCGUGAUAUUAUAGAGACUACGCAUAACUUUGGUGGCUAUCCUGUAAUCUUUGCAGACACGGCAGGUUUGCGUAAACAUACUACAGAUUCCAUAGAAGUGGAGGGCAUGGCGCGUGCCAAGCAAUGCUUAGGGCAAUCAGAUCUGAUUCUAUUGUUGACGGAUGCGCGAGAUUUGCUGGCAGUGAAGAAUAAUGAAGAUUUGGCCAGACAUAUAGAAAGCUAUCUGCAGCAACUGGACAUACCUUUGGAACUAUGCCAGGGCAAGCGCUUGCAGUUAGUGGCCAACAAGACAGACUUGCUGACAGCCGAGCAACAGCAACAACUUGGUCAGCUUGCUAAUGUGCUGACUCUGUCCUGCGUCAACUCAGAGAACUUGCCACAAUUUCUAGGUUCGCUGGAACAAAUGUUACAACAGCUGUGCGGCACUCCGCAGGCGGAGCAUCCACGCAUUACACACAUGCGUUACAGGCAACAACUGGAGCGUUGUAUUGAGCACAUAGAGAUAUUUCUGCUAGAUUACAGGCCAGAUGUCUAUCCGGACAUGGCUAUAGCGGCGCAAAAACUGCGUAAUGCGGUGCGUUGCAUUGAACGCAUCACUGGACAUGUCAGCUGUGAAGAUAUACUCGAUGUCGUCUUUAAAGACUUUUGUAUUGGAAAAUAAUAUGUAUUUUAGUUGUUAAGUGUAAAGAUUGCAAUGCACGUACGAAUUGGACUGCCAUAUAUAAAAAAUAUUUUAA
Messenger RNA from Drosophila busckii, 2043 nucleotides. Its product is annotated as tRNA modification GTPase GTPBP3, mitochondrial. Gene Ontology annotation, molecular function: GTP binding; GTPase activity; protein binding. The record is from RefSeq and is a predicted model, not a curated record. Gene Ontology annotation, biological process: tRNA methylation; tRNA wobble uridine modification. NCBI's taxonomy places the organism in Eukaryota, Metazoa, Arthropoda, Insecta, Diptera, Drosophilidae. The transcript has 2 exons. Bases 483 to 1967 code for a protein of 494 amino acids. Gene Ontology annotation, cellular component: cytoplasm; mitochondrion.